This is a messenger RNA of Salmo salar (Atlantic salmon), 2737 nucleotides long. RefSeq names its product P2Y purinoceptor 13-like. Gene Ontology annotation, cellular component: membrane. Gene Ontology annotation, biological process: G protein-coupled receptor signaling pathway; negative regulation of adenylate cyclase activity. The record is from RefSeq and is a predicted model, not a curated record. Gene Ontology annotation, molecular function: G protein-coupled purinergic nucleotide receptor activity. Lineage: Eukaryota; Metazoa; Chordata; Actinopteri; Salmoniformes; Salmonidae.
UGAGAGAGAGAAACACGUCUGAUCUUUUAAAUAAUAAUUAGUUCCAGGAUUGAAAAAAAACACCAACCUCCCUGUGAAAAUAUGUCAAACAUAUGUAACCUCCCUGACCUGCCGAAUCCAGGUCACUGGUGGGAGAAAUACUAUCUGCAUGUGCAGAUGCUAGCAGCAGUUCACCAUUCAUGACAACAACAAUUGUCCCAUCAUAUGGCUCAGUUGGUAGAACAUGGCUCUUGCAACGCCAGAAUUGUGGGUUUGAUUCCUGGGCCACCCAUACAUAAAAUAUAUGCAUGCAUGACUGUUAGUCACUUUGGUUAAAAGCAUCUGCUAAGUUGCAUGAUAUUGUUAUAUUAUAAGAAGUUUGGGCAGCUUUUUUUCUGUUGUGGUCAAAAGCCAAAGAUAUUCAUAACUAACCCUGUGCUUUAGCUCUUAUCUUACCACUUCCCCAUCUUCAGGAAGUGUAUUAGGUGACGUAGCAAACGCAGUCCCAAUACAUCGCAGUAACAUAUCUCACACGUAAGCAUAGACAUCUUAGUGACUUUCCUCCAUGACAAGAUGGUUCUUCACAACUUCACCGAUUCCUCAAAACUAGUAGCCACAAUGGCAUCACUUUCCCCUCUAAUGGACUGUGGCUUUAAUGAAGAUACCAUAAGUAUGGCUAUAUCAAGUCUCUACUUCCUGUUGUUCAUCCCGGCCCUCAUCAUCAAUGGGGUAGCAGUCUGGGUCUGCAUGCAACUUCGGUCAACGUCUACCUUCAUGGUGUAUCUGAAGAACCUUCUGGCGGCUGAUCUUCUCAUGACCCUGACCAUCCCUGUCAAAGCAGCCAAAAUCCUGCCCAGCGCUCCACUGACUCUGAAGGCCUUUGCCUGUCGCUACUCUGAUGUUAUUUUCUACCUCUGUAUGUACAUGAGCAUCAUUCUGUUGGGCCUCAUCAGUCUGGACCGCUUCUUCAAGAUCGUCAGGCCCUGUGGCAGGUUGUUGGGUCAGAACCUUGUCUUCGGUAAAGUGUUGUCAGCUUCCAUCUGGGUGGUGCUGUUGGCCACUAAUGUCAUUCCAACCAUGAUCCUGACCAAUCAGGAUCCCACAAACAAGACUAAAGAAUUCUGUAUGGCAAUGAAGAGCGAUGCAGGACAAGGUCUUCACGGUGGCGUGGUCAAAUUAAACAACGCAAUCUUCUGGGUGGUGUGUGUUCUUAUUUUUGUCUGCUACAUAUGCAUAGCAAGGAAGGUUUUUCAAUCAUACAGGAAAUCAGGAAGCAGCAAUGAUGAAGGGAGGCAUAAGACCAAAGUUCGUGUGUUUUUGGUUCUGGUGGUUUUCCUGGUGUGUUUCGGCCCCUACCACUCCAUACGGAUCUUCUACACCUCGCUUCAGGAUACCUCAACAACCAGCUGCACUAACGUUACCUUACGGAUCUGUAAGGAGAUCACCUUGUGGAUGUCAGCCAUGAAUGUCUGUCUGGACCCUCUCAUCUACUUCUUCCUGUGUAAGUCCUUCAGGAUCAACCUGUUCAAGAUGCUCUGUCUCUCACCUGGGACCAGUAGCUGGCUCACUGGGAGAGGACCCAACACAAUAGAGGAUCAGACCCCAACACAGGAGGGAGACUCCUGUGCCUGUACAGAAAAUUAAAACUCUUUGGAAUGAUCUACUUUAUGUUGUGAGAAGUUCUGUUUGACAGAGUAUAAUACUGCCCCCUGGUGUAGGGUUAACUAUCCAACUAGUUAUACUAGAAAUGAAUCCAGCAGGUGUAAUGUACUAUCCAACUAGUUAUACUAGAAAUGAAUCCACCAGGUGUAAUGUUCUAUCCAACUAGUUAUACUAGAAAUGAAUCCACCAGAUGUAAUGUACUAUCCAACUAGUUAUACUAGAAAUGAAUCCACCAGAUGUAAUGUACUAUCCAACUAGUUAUACUAGAAAUGAAUCCACCAGGUGUAAUGUACUAUCCAACUAGUUAUACUAGAAAUGAAUCCACCAGGUGUAAUGUACUAUCCAACUAGUUAUACUAGAAAUGAAUCCACCAGGUGUAAUGUACUAUCCAACUAGUUAUACUAGAAAUGAAUCCACCAGGUGUAAUGUACUAUCCAACUAGUUAUACUAGAAAUGAAUCCACCAGGUGUAAUGUACUAUCCAACUAGUUAUACUAGAAAUGAAUCCACCAGGUGUAAUGUACUAUCCAACUAGUUAUACUAGAAAUGAAUCCACCAGGUGUAAUGUACUAUCCAACUAGUUAUACUAGAAAUGAAUCCACCAGGUGUAAUGUACUAUCCAACUAGUUAUACUAGAAAUGAAUCCACCAGGUGUAAUGUACUAUCCAACUAGUUAUACUAGAAAUGAAUCCACCAGGUGUAAUGUACUAUCCAACUAGUUAUACUAGAAAUGAAUCCACCAGGUGUAAUGUACUAUCCAACUAGUUAUACUAGAAAUGAAUCCACCAGGUGUAAUGUACUAUCCAACUAGUUAUACUAGAAAUGAAUCCACCAAGUCUAAUGUACUAUCCUACUAUUUACAUUAGAAAUGUUACGUUACAGCCUUAUUCUAAAACAGAAUAACUACAUUUUUCCCUCAUAAAUCUACACACAAUACACAAUAAUGGAGGGCUGUAUAGGCCCCAUUUAACAUCCACAUGCUUGUAGUGGAGCGAGAUCCUUGGUGUCCACAUCACCAACAAACUGUCAUGGUCCAAACACACCAAGACAGUUGUGAAUAUGGCACGACAACACCUUUUCCCCUCAGGACACUGAAA